GCUGUUUAAUUCAGGGACUGUAUAUCUUAUAACUCUUGACAGGUUUCCCAGACACUGAAGCACAAAUAAAGAUGGAGAAUGAGGAUCCACAAUAUACUGAUGGGGAUCUCAUGGUGACUGAAUCAGAAAUAACACAGGUUGUUAUAAAGGAGGAAGAACUGGACCCUAGUUAUUACCAGAACCCAAUUGAUACUUCAGCAUUUUCACUCCAUGAUGAUGGAAAUAUAUCGGAGGGGGCAGCAAGUGACAUUGAUGGGAGACCUUCAUCUGACUCUGAUGAUAAGCUGAUGGAUUUACUUGAGCGCCUAAGGAAAAGGCCAGCGGUCGCUGCUGCUUCUGAUUGCUUCCCCUUUAAUCCUGUAAGACAAACAAUGAGCGGGACGGAGAGCCCAGCUAGUCAGUUCAGUGAUGAUGAUGAGGAGGAGAUGGAGGAAGGGGAGGAUGAGGAGGAAGAGGAUGAGGAAGAGAAUACAGACAGCAGUAUAGAUGGUGACGCAGAAGAAGCGAGUGAAAGGAGUGAGAAUGUGGAUUGGUGCAAGUGUGGAAACUGUGUUCCCAUCGACACCCAGACGGAGAACUUGUGUUGCGCGUCGGUGGAGAAGAUCCGAGAUCUCAUUCCCUGUGGGACUCGCUGCAUUACCGCCCACUCCACAUUCCUCCGACAGGUUGUGGACUAUGAUAGGAUAGACACAGGAUUCAAGAUCAUCAACCACAAGAUGAAGAGGCUCCCCAAGCACAGAGCUUAUAUGAGAUGUUUGCGGAAAACCGCUUUUCGUUCGUUUCUGGUGUGGAUGUAUGGAUACCUGGGAACGGAAGAAAACAAACCUAUACCGGCUUGUGCCAUCAGGAGAAUCCGAAAGACCUUUCCCGACCCCAACCGUAAAUACACAGGAUUCCCUGGGGCUCAGGACUACCUUGCUGAAAAGAUGGCUCUGGAUUAGUGGUCAGUGGUUUUCCCUGUUACACACGUUCUAAUAAUGUCACGGAUUCAUUGAACUGUUGGUUUUAAUUACAUAUAAGAUUUACUUCUGUUUUGUCCAAUAAAUGCUCUGUUCUAUCA
This is a messenger RNA of Xenopus laevis (African clawed frog), 1060 nucleotides long. RefSeq names its product P2X purinoceptor 7-like. The record is from RefSeq and is a predicted model, not a curated record. The coding region runs from base 72 to 941 and encodes 289 amino acids. Lineage: Eukaryota; Metazoa; Chordata; Amphibia; Anura; Pipidae. The transcript is spliced from 5 exons.